CCAAGAACUGACAUUGGAGACAAAGGGUUCUCCUCUGUGGACAUGGAGGUGGACAAUCGAACCAUCCUGACUGAAUUCAUCCUGGUGGGCUUCUCAGCAAACCCUCGCUGGCAGCUGAUUCUAUUUGGAAUAUUUCUAACCAUCUACUUGUUGACACUGUCAGGGAACAUGAUGCUAGUUGUCUUAAUCCGUAUUGAUUCUAGACUACAUACACCUAUGUACUUUUUCAUCGGCAAUCUGUCAUUUUUGGAUUUCUGGUAUACUUCUGUAUAUACCCCAAAGAUAUUGGCCACUUGUGUCUCCGAAGACAAACGAAUUUCCUUGGCUGGCUGUGGGGCUCAACUAUUCUUUUCCUGUGUUGUAGCCUACACUGAGUGCUACCUGCUGGCAGCCAUGGCCUAUGACAGACAUUCAGCAAUUUGUAGCCCAUUGCUUUAUUCAAGCAUCAUGUCCACUUCUCUCUGUACUGGGCUGGUGGCUGGCUGUUACAUAGGAGGGUUUUUGAAUGCCAUAGCCCAUACUGCUAACACCUUCCGGCUAACUUUCUGUGGUAAAAAUAUUAUUGAUCAUUUUUUCUGUGAUGCACCACCAUUGGUAAAAAUGUCCUGUACAGAUACCCGUGUCUAUGAAAAGGUCCUUCUGGGUGUGGUGGGCUUCACUGUGCUCUCCAGCAUUCUUGCCAUCCUCAUUUCCUAUUUCAACAUCCUCCUGGCUAUCUUAAGGAUCAGCUCAGCCUCAGGAAGACGCAAGGCAUUCUCCACCUGUGCCUCUCACCUGGUCUCUGUCAUGCUAUUCUAUGGCUCCUUGCUCUUCAUGUAUUCAAGGCCUAGUUCAACCUACUCUCUGGAAAAGGACAAAGUGGCCGCCCUUUUCUACACUGUAGUCAACCCAUUGCUCAACCCUCUCAUCUACAGCCUGAGAAACAAAGAUGUCAAAGAUGCCUUCAGGAAAGCAAUACAGACAAUACGACCACAUGCAUGA
Molecule: messenger RNA, 981 nt
Organism: Peromyscus leucopus (white-footed mouse)
Lineage: Eukaryota; Metazoa; Chordata; Mammalia; Rodentia; Cricetidae
Product: olfactory receptor 9G4
Exons: 2
Coding region: 43-981 (312 amino acids)
Biological process (GO): sensory perception of smell; G protein-coupled receptor signaling pathway
Cellular component (GO): membrane
Molecular function (GO): odorant binding; olfactory receptor activity; G protein-coupled receptor activity
Source: RefSeq, a predicted model, not a curated record